Molecule: messenger RNA, 3216 nt
Organism: Leptinotarsa decemlineata (Colorado potato beetle)
Lineage: Eukaryota; Metazoa; Arthropoda; Insecta; Coleoptera; Chrysomelidae
Product: echinoderm microtubule-associated protein-like 2
Biological process (GO): microtubule cytoskeleton organization
Cellular component (GO): mitotic spindle
Molecular function (GO): microtubule binding
Source: RefSeq, a predicted model, not a curated record
CGUUCACCUGCUUGCGAGUAUGCCGUGUGCGGUGAAAACAACUGCCAAAGUAAGCCUUAGUUUUGCGAAGUUACGUUGAGAGUGUUUUUGUGACGGUUUUGGUGUCGUUCUUCAAGUGUUUACAAACUAUUUAUUUUGUUUACGUCUUCUACUGAUAAGAUUACUGUUUCCACGUGACUUACGGAUGAUGCUUCCUCUGCGAUGAUAAACUGGAGACUUCCGGAUUGACUUUGAAUAACUUCAAAAAUGCACCUCAACGGCGACUCUAUGGAAUCUCCAGAUGAAAGCCAUGAAAUGCUCGAAGCCGAAAACCGCGGAGUUAGCGGCCGCGUCGCCGACCUCGAGCGCAAGGUUCUCGAGCAGGGCGACGAGCUGGUAUGCCUCAAGGCUACUCUAGCCGAGGCGCUGCGACGGCUCAGCACGCUCGAGGGCCUAAGGACUAGUCAGAUCCCGUCGACGCCGACGACGCCCAUCAGGAUAAAUGGAGUUUCGAGAGGCGAGUUCAAACAACGGCACGUCAGUUAUUCUGCUUCGAAGGUGGAGAGCACCCGACGGGUGUUCACUGGGUCGUCUCUACCGCAGAGGAGGGCGGUUCAUUAUCAGUCGACAGGAAGCCUCCACAGCGACAGUCAAAGUUCAAGUAGUGUAAGUCCAAUCCCUUCUCCUUCUCCGAGAGCUACGCCACUGCCAUUGAACGGUAGAAGGACUGUAAAUAGUAACGCCUCCAGCCCCACGAUACCUAACGGAUCGGCUCUACAUAAAAGGUGGAGCUCUACAGGGGAUUUCAAUCAAGUGGGCCAAAAUGGAAUGCAGUCGAAGUUCACAGCGAAAUCAUUCCUUAAUUUAUACACGAAGUUGAAUAACACCUCCCAGCCGAAUUAUAAGCAUGGGACAAAAGACGCCACGUAUAAUGAAGAAGACAAGACGCUCAAGAUGUUCCUCAGAGGGAGGCCCAUCAUUCUGUACGCCCCCACCGAUCUGGGAGAAAACUACGAGAUCACCAAAGUAUGUACAGCCCCUUCCCGCAGACUGAAACUCGACUGGGUAUACGGGUAUCGAGGUAGAGACUGCAGGUCCAACCUAUACUUUCUGCCUACGGGGGAGAUGAUUUACUUCGUUGCUGGCGUCGUGGUUUUGUACAAUGUAGAAGACCAGAAUCAGAGGCAUUAUGUGGAGCAUACUGAUGACGUUAAGAGUUUAGCUAUCCACCCUAACAAAAUGUUGAUUGCCACAGGUCAAUGUGCUGGUCACGAUAGAAGAGACGCAAGGCCUCACAUUAGAGUAUGGAAUUCCGUAUCGCUACAUACCCAAGCUGUCAUAGGAAUGAAUGACUUCGAUGUGUCUGUAUGCUGUUUGUCAUUUAGUAAAGCUGAUGGAGGAUCCCUAUUAUUAGCUAUCGAUGAAGCCACUGACCACAAUAUUUCUGUGUGGGAUUGGCAGAAAGGAGAUAAUGGUUACAAAAUUACGGAAACUAAGUGCUCCGUUGACACCAUCGUUUCAGCAGAAUUUCAUCCAUUGGAUCGCAACACUAUUGUCACCUGUGGCAAAUCUCAUAUAGGAUUCUGGUCAUUAGACCCCAAUGGAACAUUGUACAAGCGAAUGGGAAUUUUUGAAACUCGCGAGAAGCCUAAAUAUGUCACGUGCAUCGACUUUUUGCAGACAGGAGAGACUAUCACUGGAGAUUCGAAUGGAAAUCUAGCUGUUUGGGGUAGAGGUACAAACACCAUUUGCAAAUUUGUGAAGAACGUACAUGAGGGAUCCAUAUUUUCCAUUUGUGUGCUGAAAGAUGGAAGUGUGGUGACGGGAGGAGGUAAAGAUGGAAGAAUUGUGCAGUUUGGCUCUAAUCUUAGUUCAACCGGAGUUUUUAGUCAGAUUGAAGGUCACUACGGAGGCAUCCGAGUUGUCUCUGAAGGUAGUGGUUCUCAGCUUCUGGUAGGUACCACUCGUAACUGUAUCUUGAACGGUACCUUCGAACUGGGAUUCCAACCCAUCAUUCUAGGGCACACAGACGAACUUUGGGGAUUGGCAUCUCAUCCGAAUGUACCUCAGUUUGCAACUGCUGGUUUUGACAAGGUACUUCAACUGUGGGAUUCGAUGUCGCAUAGCAUUUUGUGGAGUAAAGAUAUUGGGGAACCAGCUCAAAGCGUUGCAUAUUCCCCAGAUGGUGGAUGUGUUCUGGUCGGUUGUCUAACUGGUAAAUGGAUGAUCUUCGAUGCUCAAACCCGUGAGCUUCUAGCUCAACACACUGAUGGCAACGAGCCCAUUCAAGUCAUCAGUUUUUCCCCGGAUGGGUCAUUAGUAGCGCUGGGAUCGCGUGAUAAUCAAAUCUACAUUUAUCAAGUGUCAGAAGAUGGUACUAAAUACGGCAGAGUUGGCAGAUGUACAGGUCAUUCAAGUUUCAUUACUCAUUUGGAUUGGGCUAGCGACAGUCAAACUUUGAGGAGUAACUCUGGCGAUUAUGAGUUGUUAUUUUGGAAUGCAGGAACGUGUCGUCAGAUUCCGCAGAGUAGUAUAGUACGAGAUGUUGAGUGGGCCACUAACAAUUGCACUAUCACCUUCACAACUGUUGGAAUUUGGCCAGAGACAGCAGAUGGAACAGACGUAAACUAUUGUGACCGUAGCCACAGUUCGGAAUUGAUGGUCACUGGAGAUGAUUUUGGACGGGUCAAGCUAUAUAAUUACCCAGUUUCGCAGACCAAGUCCUUGUGCCAUAGCUACGGUGGACAUAGCAGUCAUGUCACGGCUGUCAAUUUCUUACAUGAUGAUACAAGGGUAGUAUCAAUUGGGGGUAAAGACACUGCCGUUCUUCAAUGGACAGUCUCCUAGGACCAAUUCCCAAACCGUCCAAGAGUAUUAUGAGAUUUUUAGAUGUGUUGUUAAACUAGAUGCAAGGCAAUGACUAUUAAAGACAAAUGUUUUGGAUGUUAUUCAGUUGUUAUUUAUAGAGCCAUGUAUCUGGUUAAAUUGGUGGCCUUUGACUAACUUCAGUACUUUUUUGAGAACAGUUCAAAGUUUUACUCUUCUGGCACUUUUGGAAGUUUCUUAGGUUGUAAUUUUUGUGCCACAUUCCUCUGGAAUAUUUAUUUUGUAUUUAGGAUUUCCAGUUUGAUCCUAUUCCAUAUUUUUUUAUUAGUGGUUUCCACACAAUUUACGAGAUUUCUCGGAUAUUUUAUCUUAUAUAUUUGUAUAUGUGUGAUAAUAAACUAUUAUAUGAUA